AUGGGAAUUAAAGUUCGUAAGCCUUUUUGCCUUAGCUUCAAGGGAGUUCCUACACCUUUGAAGAUGCUUUGUGAUAAUGUUUCAGGUUCCCUCGUGCUUUCCGAGUCUCUUAACAAGGACUUUCAGUUAGUUCCUACAUUGGAAGAAUUCUCCUCCAUUUUAGGAUUACCUGUACUCGAUCAGAUGCCUUACACCGGUGAAGAAGAGACUCCUAAGUUGGAAGAUGUUGCUGCUGCGUUGCAUUUGCCUCGAUCAGAAAUCAAGAAGGUUUGGGUGAAUAAAGGAGAAUAUACUGGUUUACCGAUUGACUUCUUGUAUAAUCAAGCUGACAUUUUGAUCAAUGCAACAAGUAUGGAUGCUCUUGAAAAAGUUCUCACUUGCAUAAUCUAUGGACAAGUGUUGUUCCCUCGUUAUGAUAAAAUUGUGGAUGUGAUUGCUCUCAAGAUCUUCAUUAGUAACAAUCUGGUUCCUACUUUAUUGGGUGACUUGCUGCAUUCCAUCAAUCAUCGAUCAUCUAAGGGCAAAGGUUGUAUUCUCGGAUGCGCACCAUUAUUGCAUAAGUGGUUUAUUUCGCACUUAUCCCGUUCUACAAUAAAGAAUGAAGAGGGUUUGACUUGGGUUCAAAGAAUCAUCAAGCUUUCCUACGACGGCCUUAUUUGGAGUCAAAAGGGGUUUGAAGGAUCUCAUUUGUUUGAUAUUUGUGGAGAUUUCCCAAAUGUACCUCUUCUUGGUACUCGAGGGGGAAUAACUUAUAAUCCUAUUCUGGCUCGACAUCAAUUUGGUUUUGCUCUAAAAGACAAGCCUCGUUCUAUAUAUCUUAGUGCAGAAAAUUUUGAUUAUGAUUCAGACCCUACUGGAAAAAAGAAGUUGUUCAUCAAAGCUUGGACCAAGGUGAAGAAAAUAGGAGUAAGAGAAUUAGGAAUGAGGAAUCACAUCCCAUCAGAUCUUUAUUUUAAAUGGGUUUAUGAUCGAGUGGUUGAGUAUGGCAUACCAUAUCCAUCUGAUACUCCUAUAGUUCCAAGAGUUACUUCUCCCGUCGUUAAUGUGGAAGUAGAACCCUAUGUGCCCGCUCCUAACGAAGACCUUGCUGCCACCAUCGCUUGCCUAAGACAAGAAAAGGCUGAUUUGGAAAAACGCUUACAUAAAGUGGAAGAAGAAAAAGCAAUAAUGGCGGCCAAUGCCAAAGAGCGUGAUAGCAUGCUUGAUUACUUUUCCCGCAAGUGGAAGAUUGAAGACUUUAUCUCUCCCGAUCAAAUACAAUCAUGGGAGCAAGAGAUCGAUAGACUUGUCCAAGAGAGAAACGAGAUGAUUAAAGCUCACAAGGAAGAGAUUCGAAGUUUGAAGAGAAAGCGCCAACUCGAAGACUGA
Molecule: messenger RNA, 1368 nt
Organism: Vicia villosa (hairy vetch)
Lineage: Eukaryota; Viridiplantae; Streptophyta; Magnoliopsida; Fabales; Fabaceae
Exons: 2
Coding region: 1-1368 (455 amino acids)
Source: RefSeq, a predicted model, not a curated record